Molecule: messenger RNA, 2371 nt
Organism: Syngnathoides biaculeatus (alligator pipefish)
Lineage: Eukaryota; Metazoa; Chordata; Actinopteri; Syngnathiformes; Syngnathidae
Gene: cdkal1
Product: CDK5 regulatory subunit associated protein 1-like 1
Exons: 15
Coding region: 183-1874 (563 amino acids)
Biological process (GO): tRNA methylthiolation
Cellular component (GO): endoplasmic reticulum
Molecular function (GO): tRNA (N(6)-L-threonylcarbamoyladenosine(37)-C(2))-methylthiotransferase activity; 4 iron, 4 sulfur cluster binding
Source: RefSeq, a predicted model, not a curated record
UCGUUCGCAAAUGAAUUUUGACCCUCUUCUUUCGCUGUACUGGUCGUGUCAGAAAGAUGGCGGACAAGGAGCUUUGACGCAUCCGUUUUGCUGCUACAAAUGCUUACUUUCACGUCUCCUGACUCGUUCUGGCUUGCGAAUUCGGCUCGAAGCGAUCAAGCAUCCAGAUUUCAAUCGAGACCAUGCCUUCGGCCUGUGAUGCCGCGAUCGACGACAUUGAGGACAUGGUGUCUUCAAGUGACCCCACCCCUCAUGAGAGGCAGUCCGCUCGGAAGAGUAUCAUACCGAGGUCCAGGAAAAAAAAUGACAUCUUGAACAGAGAGGAGCUCCAGGCUGACAGUCUGAUUCCCGGCACCCAGAAAAUCUGGAUGAAAACGUGGGGCUGCAGUCACAACAACUCGGAUGGAGAAUACAUGGCCGGACAGCUUGCCGCGAGUGGAUACACAAUGACAGAUGAACCAUCAGAAGCAGAUUUAUGGCUUCUGAACAGCUGCACUGUCAAAAGUCCUGCAGAAGACCACUUCAGAAACUCAAUCAAAAAAGCCCAAGAGCAAGAGAAGAAAGUGGUGGUAGCUGGUUGUGUUCCACAGGCCCAACCUCGAAUGGACUAUCUCAAAGGGCUCAGCAUCAUAGGGGUCCAACAGAUUGAUCGAGUGGUAGAGGUGGUGGACGAGGCUGUCAAAGGUCACUCUGUUCGUCUUUUGGGCCAGAAGAAAGAUGGAGGUCGGAGGCUUGGGGGAGCCAGACUGGACCUGCCCAAGAUAAGGAAAAAUCCUCUGAUUGAAAUCAUCUCCAUUAACACAGGGUGCCUGAACGCGUGUACCUACUGCAAGACAAAGCAUGCCAGAGGAGAGCUGGCCAGCUAUCCCAUCGAAGAGCUGGUUGAGAGAGUGCAGCAGUCUUUUAAAGAGGGAGUGUGUGAAAUCUGGCUGACCAGUGAGGAUACGGGAGCUUACGGUCGAGACAUUGGGACUGACCUCCCCACGCUACUGUGGAGGCUGGUGGCAGAAAUCCCCGAAGGGGCCAUGCUCAGGCUCGGUAUGACCAACCCGCCCUAUAUCCUGGAACAUCUUGAGGAGAUGGCCAAGAUACUGAACCAUCCGCAGGUCUACGCCUUCCUUCACGUUCCUGUGCAGUCGGCCUCAGACAGCGUUCUCAUGGACAUGAAGAGAGAGUACUGCAUUGAGGACUUCAGACGAGUAGUUGACUUCUUGAAAGAGCGGGUCCCAGGUGUAACAAUUGCGACAGAUAUAAUCUGCGGCUUUCCUGGCGAGACAGAGGAAGACUUCAGAGAAACUAUAGACCUGGUGAAACGUUAUCGAUUCCCCAGUCUCUUCAUCAAUCAGUUCUACCCCAGACCCGGGACGCCAGCCGCCAAAAUGGAGCAAGUGCCUCCGCACGUGAAGAAACAACGGACAAAAGAACUUUCUCAACUGUUUCACUCCUACAACCCUUAUGACCACAAGGUUGGGGAGAGACAGCGUGUGUUGGUGACCGAGGAGUCCUUCGAUUCGCAAUAUUAUGUGGCUCACAACAAGUUCUACGAGCAGGUACUGGUGCCCAAGAGGUUGGAGUUCAAAGGGAAAAUGAUUGAAGUUGACAUUUACGAGGCAGGAAAGCACUUCCUGAAAGGACGACCGGUGGAAGACAGUAAACCUUUCACUCCCUCCAUCACUGCGCCACUUCAAAAAGGAGAAGUGUCAGGCCUGAUGCAGGAGCAGAUGGCAAAUGGUGUCCAAGGUCCCUCUUCUAUGUCUCCCCCUCUUUUGUUGAUGGGGUCUCGCAGUGUGGAUCGAGAGCUAUUGAAGAGGCUGGGUGUCGUACUGACGGUGGCGGCCGCCUUACUGGCUUUUAUUGCACAGAGGAUCUAUUAGCGACGUAAGCGGAGCCGUAACCAGGGAGAGCGCGGCCACGUAAUUGGGGUCUUUGAAUGGGAGCCACAUCAUCAAAUUCUCCUCCCUGUUUCUCUCUGUACGGUGCGCACUCAAAGCGGGGAAACGACAUUUUGAUUGGAUUUUUCUUUUCUUUUAAUCGGACAUCAUUCGGCCAUUAUUCGAGUCGUUUUUGUGUACAUCUUUCAUUUCAAGCCGCCUCCGGCGCGAAGUGCUGUGCUUCCAGUUGUCUCGAUGGAGCACGCCAGCGACCUCCUCGCGGUCCACAGCUCCGUCUGCCCUUGUGCGCCGCUUGUGGACUCGCAGAUUCUUGCUCGGGUUUUUACACCGGCAUGAUGAGCUCUAUCCAAAGGCGCGCGCAGAUACUUUUUGAUUUUCACACUAAGAAUGAGACUUUUUCUUUCUUGGAAACGUCAUAAAUGUCGCUUUCGUUUGAUAUGUUUUUACGAAUGCGCUACACAAUGAAAACAUUUUAACAA